Clonostachys rhizophaga is the source of this 216-nucleotide messenger RNA. Lineage: Eukaryota; Fungi; Ascomycota; Sordariomycetes; Hypocreales; Bionectriaceae. The record is from the annotation of a GenBank genome assembly.
AUGUACCGGGUUGUAGGGAGACAGCUUGGGGCAGUCCAGCUGCGAGUCAUGGCAUGGGCUAGACAAUACGUAAGCGGCGACAUGGGUCAGCCGGCAGAGUUUGAUAGCGCGGAUGGUGGAGGAAGGUCGCUUCGAGGUGCGCUAUUCACGCAUCGCCGGCCCAUUCCGAUUGCCGGAGCAACUGGCUGCAGGAUCAAACCUGGUGAGGCCAAGUAA